Molecule: messenger RNA, 270 nt
Organism: Prunus armeniaca (apricot)
Lineage: Eukaryota; Viridiplantae; Streptophyta; Magnoliopsida; Rosales; Rosaceae
Source: the annotation of a GenBank genome assembly
AUGGAAGCUAGGUCAAGGGAAGAGACUUUAAGGAUGGAGGCUAGAACCAAGCAAUUGGUAGAGGCUGAGAGGGAAAAUUUACUGAGUCAGCUUUCCCAACUCAUCCCCAAUUUUGAUCCAAGCAUGCUUAAACCGAAAACUAGCCCCUGUCAAAACCAAAGUCCCAAAAAUCCAAUGUCUGACAAAGCAAGCUGCUCUGGGGCUGAUGUGAGAUCCCUACAUUUUGAGGAUGAUACUGCCAAAAUGGGGAACAGCAGGAAGAAACGGUAA